AUGGCCUCUGGUGAGCUUGAACCCUCGCCACGACGAGAGCGGUACCGCGUGUUAUUACCAGCUGGACGGGCUCCUGAUCUAUAUAUCCUCUCUAGGCCCGAUUACUGCAAUGGCGGCUUCGACCAAUUCUGCGACUCCUCGCGGAAGUACAGCAACAUCUCCCUGAUCCUGGUCGACGCCGGCCGCCGCGACCUCCUCGACGACAUGAGCCGGUACUGGAAAGACUUCCGUGGCGACGACCCGACGCUCUGGGAACACGAGUGGAACAAACACGGGACCUGCAUCAGCACGCUCGAAACCCACUGCUACGAGGACUACUACCCGCAGCGCGAGGUCGUAGACUAUUUCGACACGACAAUGGAGCUCUUCCGCACCCUGCCCACUUACCAAGUCUGUCCUCCCCUCUGCAAGCAAAUACCCAAGACUAACCACCCCCAGACCCUCGCCGACGCCGCCAUCGUCCCCUCCUAUACAGAAACCUACACCCGCCAGGACAUCGAAAACGCCCUGGCCAAAGCUCACGGCGCCGAGGUCACCAUCCGCUGUCGCGGCCACACCCUCAACGAGAUCUGGUACUACUUCAACGUCGCCGGGCCAGUGCAAUCGGGGUCCUUCCUCCCCAGCCGGCCAGACGGCCAGACCUCCAACUGCCCCGCCAGAGGCAUCCGCUACCAGCCCAAGACGCCUCCUAAGCACGAACCCACGAAGACGCGGGGACCGUCCGAGCCAACCCAGCCCGGCAACCCCUUCUCGGGGAGAGGCAACCUAGUCGUCUCGACGAUGGGCCAGCGCAGAGGCUGCAUUAUCAGCCGCGGGACGUGGUACACCUCCGGUACCUGCGCAACCUUCAAGACGAGACCGGUGGCUGGCUCUGCCGAUGAGGCAUUCACCCUACAGUCCAGUAAGGGCCCCUGUGGCUUUGAUGAGGACGUGUUCAGCUGCGGGCCGCGCAUCACCCGCCCCGCGGAAUUCAGCGUCGACGAUACUAAGCUGUCCUAUAAUGGGAACACGACAUUCUUUGCCGACAAGGCUCCGAAGGGCGUUAUACAAAGUAAAGUGUACGCUUCGGAGGAAGAUCAUCCCAUUGAACUGACUAUCACUUGGAAAGAGACGUCUUGA
Messenger RNA from Aspergillus terreus NIH2624, 1119 nucleotides. Its product is annotated as T2 family ribonuclease. Bases 1 to 1119 code for a protein of 372 amino acids. The transcript is spliced from 2 exons. Gene Ontology annotation, cellular component: extracellular region. NCBI's taxonomy places the organism in Eukaryota, Fungi, Ascomycota, Eurotiomycetes, Eurotiales, Aspergillaceae. The record is from RefSeq and is a predicted model, not a curated record. Gene Ontology annotation, molecular function: ribonuclease T2 activity; RNA binding. Gene Ontology annotation, biological process: RNA catabolic process.